Messenger RNA from Purpureocillium lilacinum, 1101 nucleotides. RefSeq names its product ATP synthase complex assembly protein atp12. The record is from RefSeq and is a predicted model, not a curated record. Lineage: Eukaryota; Fungi; Ascomycota; Sordariomycetes; Hypocreales; Ophiocordycipitaceae. Gene Ontology annotation, biological process: mitochondrial proton-transporting ATP synthase complex assembly. Gene Ontology annotation, cellular component: mitochondrion.
AUGAGGCCGCCAAAUCAAUUGCCCCUGCGACUACUACCGCGGGCCAUCAAGGGGACGCCGACUGUGCGCCCAUUCCAUGGCACCGUCGCAAAGGCCGCCAAUGUCGCACCGAUUGUCGGAACUGGCCCGCCGCCGGAGCCGCCGACUCCCGCGGCUCGAAACAUCAACGAGCGAGUCGAGCGCCGCAAGAAGCAGGCGGAGAUGCUCAAAGCCGCCAAGGUCAUUCGAAAUGCCAAGGACGGGAAGCAGACAACCCUGCGGAAGAGAUUUUGGAAGGAUGUUAGCAUCCAGGAGGUAGACGGUUCGCUGCAAAUUUUCUUAGACUCGCGGCCAUUGCGGCAUCCUCAAACAAAAGAGAUCAUCCGAUUGCCCACCUCGAAACCGAACCUGGCCGCCGCCAUCGCGCUCGAGUGGGACGUCUUGACCUCGGCCCAGCAAGCGACGAAACAACAUUUGAUACCCCUUACAAGCCUCGUCUGCCGAGCGGUCGACAUCGCCGAGGAUGAUGCCUCCAGCCCGUCAGGCACCGCCAAGACCCGGAAAGAAAUCGCCACUACGGUGAUGCGAUACCUCGACACCGACUCACUGCUGUGCUGGGCUCCGCCAGCCGGCGACUAUGACCUCCGCAACGACGCUGGCGAAUCGCUGCGAGAUGUACAAAAGCAGGUUGCGGAAGAAACAGUCUCCUUCCUGACGACGCAUGUCUGGCCUGGCAUCACCAUCGAGCCUGUUCUAGACGGACACGAGAUCCUCCCGCGAAAGCAGCCCGAGGGCGUGCGAGAGGUGGUGCAGGGCUGGGUCGAGGGUCUCAGCCCGUGGGAGAUUGCCGGACUGGAGCGGGCGACGUUCGCGGGUAAGAGCCUCGUUGCUGCAGCUCGCUUCAUCUCGGCGUGGAGCGAAGGCCCUAUCGGCAAGCGCGAGCUCAACGCGGACUACAAGUUUGGGAUCGAGGAAGCCGCCAAGGCUGUGAGCCUUGAGGUGGAUUGGCAAGCAACGCAGUGGGGUGAGGUGGAGGACACCCACGACGUGAACAAGGAGGACGUCCGGAGGCAGCUGGGUAGCGUUGUGUUGCUGGUGUCGGGAACGGGCAACUCUGCAUAG